Messenger RNA from Penicillium waksmanii, 1086 nucleotides. Its product is annotated as zinc-dependent alcohol dehydrogenase. The transcript is spliced from 4 exons. Bases 1 to 1086 code for a protein of 361 amino acids. The record is from RefSeq and is a predicted model, not a curated record. Gene Ontology annotation, molecular function: zinc ion binding; oxidoreductase activity. Lineage: Eukaryota; Fungi; Ascomycota; Eurotiomycetes; Eurotiales; Aspergillaceae.
AUGGGAUCCAUCGACAUCCCCAAAACCCAGACCGUGGCUUUAGUCCGCAAUCUCGGUGGCCCGGUCGAAUUCAAGGAAGACUACCCUGUCCCUACCCCAGGUAAAAACGAGGUUCUCGCAAAGGUCCUCUACACGGGUGUUUGUCAAAGUGAUCUCCACACCAGAGCCGGCACCGCAGCCGGUCCAGAUGGGAACCCAAUCACCGAAAUCAAAACGCCCCAUAUCGGUGGCCACGAGGGAAUUGGACGGAUUGUCUCGUUGGGCCCGGACAUCACGCACGAGACUGGGGUCAAAGUUGGCGCGCUAGUUGGAAUCAGAUUUUCUUCUCGAAUCUGCCGUCGUUGCGAGUUCUGUCUUGCUGGGACUGAGCAGUAUUGCGUGCAGAGUACAAAUCAUUUACAUCAUGAGGAUGGCAGUUUCUCAGAGUAUCUUGCGCUUGAUGCUGAUUACUUGACGAUCUUGCCCGACGAUUGUGAUCCGGUGGUCAUGGGACCUGUUUUGUGCGCUGGUUUGACAGCUUACAAGGCGGUUUUGAAUGCGAAUAUUCGGCCUGGGCAAUGGGUAGUUGUUGUCGGGGCUGGUGGAGGUCUGGGGCACUUGGCAGUACAAUAUGCCCGUGCUGCUGGUGCUUUGGUGAUCGGAGUCGAUGGACCUGGAAAGCGGGAUUUCGUUCUUGGCGUUGGAGCGCAAGAAUUCAUCGACUUUGCCAAAGAAGACCCGAUCGAGAGGGUGCAGGAGAUUACUGGUCUUGGAGCACAUGCUGCAGUCGUUACAGCUGGGUCUGCGAAGGCAUUUGCACACGCCUGCGAGAUGUUGCGAGUUGGCGGGAGUCUGAGCUGCGUCGGUAUUCCGCCAGGUCGACCGUGCCUUGAGACUCCGAUUUGUACGAUCGUGAUUAAGGGGUUGAGGAUCACCGGUAACUUGGUUGGGUCUUUGAAGGAGUGUAUGGAAGCAGUUGACCUUGUCCGACGGGGUGUGGUCAAGCCCGUCAUCAAAGUCAGGCAAUUCAAGGACUUGCCCCAGGUAUAUGAGGAGAUGGAGAGAGGAGAUAUUUCUGGGCGUGUGGUUCUUCAGAUUGCCCAGUGA